Molecule: messenger RNA, 1494 nt
Organism: Corticium candelabrum
Lineage: Eukaryota; Metazoa; Porifera; Homoscleromorpha; Homosclerophorida; Plakinidae
Exons: 2
Coding region: 133-1269 (378 amino acids)
Source: RefSeq, a predicted model, not a curated record
CAGUACGAGCGCCGUGACUGGCUUAUUUAGCCGCACCUAGACGGAAGUUACCUAUUAGUGACUGUCGACGUUCACGCCGUCAUUUGUUGGGUUGUACUCUCACUGUUCGUUGCUUUGUUGCCGACGACGACAAUGCAAGCCACCGUUUUCUUGCUUCUGUUGUUCACGUGGAUUGAUGACAUCAAAACAGCCUACAGUGUAGAUCCAGAAUCUAUUGUCGAGCCGGUCAACAUUGAUAGUUCCGACUACGCCCACGUGCAAGAAGAUGGCGUGAAGAUUUGGCGUUUCGACAUCGAAUCUCACCGAUGCGGCUCGGCUCGUGUCAACCUCAAGUCGUUUGUCAUGAAUCUUGGAGACUACGUCGUUGUGUAUGGCCUGAAUGCAGACGGACAAGCAAUAGGAGUAGAGAGAUUUGAACGAAAAGGUUGGCGCGAUGAAGGCGAAGUGAACAGUCGUCGCGUGUGGGCUAAACAUAUCGUUCUCGAGUUGCACGCAAAGUCUCCAUCUUCUCACUUCCAUUUCACAUACGUUCACUACGCUGACUGUUAUCAUGAAGGAGUGAGUAAACCCAACACGCUUUGUUCUGAUGGCGCAGGCUGGAAGAACAUGGUUUGUUUCGAAAAUGAUUCUAGUAUCUACAAUCUUGGACCGUCAGUGCUUGCCACGCGCUUCGUCAUUGGAGGAAUGCCGGAUACUUGCACUGUAUGGAAAUCUGGCAGAGACGGAGAAUUCACUACUUGUCAUCAUUGCUUUCCUGAUCAGACUGUCGUCAGUACCGCUGAAUUGUUUUAUAAGUUUGACACAACCACGUGCAAUGGUACCGAGGGUUCCAUAGCUGCCACUUAUUACGCAGACAGACUGCUUAAAACGGACGAGGAUCUGGAUUAUUCUGUCUUCACUGUAAAGGAAAGUACUACACAUAUAAGUUGUCUGCGCCGUACAACCACCAUAGCAUCUACAAGCGAUAGAAUAUUCCUUAUUCACCAUCCGAAUGGAAAUCCCAAGAAAGUCUCGUACCAAUCCAAUGCAGACGCUGGUGGCUAUUGCUUAAUACAACUCAAUUCCACCUGUGUCAACAACGAAACUGUCUGUUACAGCUGCGAUACAUUAGGUGGCUCAUCUGGAUCUCCUGUGUUCUACACUAGGGAUGGAGUCAAAGUGGUCUUUGCACUUCAUUUUGGAAAUGCACAAGCAACUCCUCGUUGUCCAAACCAUGGAAAAAAGAUGUAUUUCAUAGCUAACCAAGGAGCACUCGGACAAUGUCCCUAGUGAACACUGUCAUCAAGCAACGCCUAAUUUGAUGACGUUACCGUGAGCAGCAAAAGAACAAUUUGAUCAAGUCCCAGUUGAUAGUAAUAAGGAAGCUGCUCGAACGGAUUUGUGAUGCUGUAGUAUAGAUUAGUUAGGGUGUCUUGUUGAUUAGUGGCUUUACCAAGUUGUGAGCAUGGUAAACGUAGUGUUGUCUGUAGCUAAGAAAGACUGGGCUGCAUUGAA